AUGGCGCCCCUCGAGCUCGCCGAUGCAAUGGACGACGCCUCGUCGGGCGACUCUUUUACCCUGCUGAAGCAGCAGCUCGAGCUCGACUUCAGCUUUGCACCGCGCCGGGUCAAGGGCCUGACUACGCUCGACAUUCAGCCCGACCAGGCCCAGCUGCGAGACAUCACCCUCAAUUGCCGCCAACUCCGUCCCACGAGCAUCCGUAUCCAAGGCGAGAAGGCCGCCUUUAGCUAUUCGAAUCUGCACCAGCGCCUAACCCUCUACCCCGGCACCGGCCUCGAGCAGUAUCACUUCGUCAAGCAGCGCAUAGCGCGACACACCUCGGGCGCCGAGGAUGAGCUGGUCAUCACAGUGCCUGACAAGGUCAGGAUUCGGGAAGUGAAGCCCUCAGAGGCUGGCAUGACGGAUGACGCACCAGGCACCUUUUACGCGCCGUUGAAGCUCGAGAUUGAAUACGAACUAGACGAUUUCCGGGACGCGCUUCACUUUGUCGGUGUCGAGGAUGGAGACGCUCGCUUCCCGCAUGCAUAUACGCGCAACUCAUCUUUCCCUGGUACCGCAUCUUGCCUGUUUCCGUGCAUAGACGACGGCGAGACGAGGUGUAUCUUCGAAGUCUCCAUCCGCUAUCCGCGCACGCUGGGCGACGCUCUUAGCAAACCCUCGCCACCGAAUGCGAACCCCAAUGGACCACUAGCCGAUGGAGUCGACAAAGCCGAUAGUGUCAUGUUGGAUGUAGACGAUGAGCAAGCUGAUCUAUCCGAGGAAGAGAAAGCCAUGGAAAUGCAAGUCAUCUGCUCCGGCACGCUGACGGACGAUAUUCUCGAUCCCGCCGACCCAGCACGAAAGACUGCAAGCUUCUCAUGCGAGACCCCUGUACUCCCCCAGCACAUUGGCUUUGUCAUCGGACCUUUCGAACAUGUCGACCUCUCUGAAUACCGUGAUACCCUGGAUGACGAGCGCUUGGGCGAAAAUGCUAUCAAGGUCCACGCAUUCUGCUUGCCCGGCAAGGAAAACGAGGUCCGGAACAGCGCCAUGAUGCUCGCUCGAGCUCUUGACACUUUCACGGAGCGAUUCCAGAGUUAUGCGUUUGGGAACUCCUACAAACUCGCAUUCGUAGACGACCUGGAUUGCGAUACUGCGCACACAGCCUCGUUUUCAAUCUGCAGCUCGCGCCUGCUCUUCCCGGAAACCGUUUGGGAGCCACUCGAGCACACGACCAGGGUGUUGGUACAUGCAGUAGCCAGUCAGUGGAUAGGCGUGGAUGUUAUCGCACACAAUCUGGAAGACUACUGGAUUAUCGUUGGUGGCUCGUGGUUCAUGGCUGAACUGUAUCUCAAAGAACUCUUUGGCCGGAAUGACUGGCGCUUCAGGCAAAAGCUGAUGGUAGAUAAGGUCAUCUACAUGGACCGCAAGCGCCCAUCGCUUCAGCAGCUUGCAGAACACAUGCAGUUGGAUCCUCGUGAGGCCGAAUUCAUGGAGCUCAAGUCGCUUAUGGUCCUCUCCAUUCUGCAUAACCGCCUGGUAAAACAGAGCGGCAAAAACGGUGUUGAUAGAUGCUUGUACCGGAUGUUAUUCAAUGCUCGUCAAGGAAAGUAUCCCAACGGCGCAGUUACUACUGAUGACUUUCUCGAUAUUUGCGAGAAAGUAGGCCACCAGAAGCUUGAAUCUUUCUUUCAACAGUGGAUUAUAGGCGCAGGAUGCCCCACAUUUCACUGCGUUCCUUCAUUCAACAAGAAGAAGCAAGUGGUUCAGCUUACCAUCAAACAGCUCCAGGCCGACUCGUCCAUCACAACAAUUGAGAACGGUCUUGCGGCAGAUGACUUUAUGCGCGAAGCGAAACAGAAAUCUCGAGACUUGCGGUCAGCAACAGGAUAUCCCACAUUUGUAGGCCCCAUGACUAUCAGGAUCCACGAAGCCGACGGUACCCCCUAUGAGCAUAUUGUCGACAUCAACUCGAAUAAUGUCAAAGUUGAGAUUCCGUACAAUACCAAAUACAAACGAUUAAAAAGGAAUCGAUUAAACAAGGAGCGUAUGGCCGCCGCCGCUGGUCUCGAUGCUUCCGGCGAAACACAAGAAGAUGUCACAUUUUACAUGUUAGGAGACCUUUUUACUUCACCCCAAGAACACGAAGAGUGGCGACUCGACGAUUGGCCACCGGAAGACGAAGCUAAGCAGGAAGGUGAAGCGUACGAGUGGAUCCGCAUCGAUGCAGACUUUGAAUGGAUAUGUCGGACCAAUAUUGAAGACAUGCCGUCGUACAUGUACGUCUCACAGUUGCAGCAGGACAAGGAUGUUGUUGCACAAGCAGAGUCGAUACAGUUUCUUGCCAACAAAGAGGGUCACCCGUUGAUCUCCACUUUCCUGGUCAAGACGUUGAUGGACAAUCGAUAUUUCCACGGUAUACGGACUAUGGCUGCCAUGGUCCUCGCCCAGAGCGCGCUGAAGCGGACUCAGUGGGUUGGACUCUUCCACCUGAAGAAGGCCUUUCGUGAGCUGUUCUGCUUGCCAAACUCGCCAAUGACUCGAUCAAAUGACUUUUCUGACCGCAGCAUGUAUCUGAUACAAUGCGCUAUUCCUAGAGCCAUUGCUAAGAUCAAGGGCGAGGACGGCAGAUCACCACUAGAGGCUAAGCGUUUCCUACUGGAUCUCGUGCGAUACAACGACAACCGCGGAAAUGAUUACAGCGACGACCAUUACAUUGCCACACUGAUGCGAUGUCUGGCGGAAACCUUGACCAAGACGAAUAUAAGUUCCGAGCUCAGCCACGAAGAAUGGGCGCAGGAACAGGACUUUACCAACAAGGCUAUCGGAGAGCUCACUCGACAUCAGAGGCUUGACGAAUGGAUCCCUACGUACCAGAAUGUGUACACGACCACUGCACUUGACUGUGCGUUCAAGCUGGUUACAAGCCGAGUGACUCCCUUCAAGCCUACUGAGUUUCUGCAGUACGCACAACUAGGGAAUGCAGACAAUGUGCGCUUAAAAGCGUGGGAGUGUCUCAUUCGACUGGGCAUGUUCCGCAAAGAUUCGGUCAUGAGGUUUCUGGUACAUGAGAUUCGGUCUGACCCUUCACCGUACUUCAGGAAGCAGAUGCUACGUAUUCUUGGUCUUGCCAUCGGUCAGGUGGCUACCGGUGAUGUUUGGGCACCAGAAAAGGCUGCCGAAACUGCUGCAGACACGCUUGUGGUUGAGAACGAAGCAAGCAACGCCGAACGCGCAUCCGCCCUAGCUCGUCAGAACCUUAACGGAGCUUUGAGAGGUUUGAAGAGCGACCUGCAAGGACACCAAACUUUGCGGUCGGUACUUGAGGAGGCACUCAAGUCCACAACUUUGUCUGUUAACGACAUGUCUGAGAUCUUGGACAUCUGCGAUAUGAUCUUUGACAACCAAAAAGUCAACAAGCUACCAGUCAAGUUGGCCCUUCCACGUUACUGGACUGUAGAGCACCUCGGAAAAGCAGUGCUGCGCUUCAAGCAGACCAAGAAAUAUAGGACGACUCCCAAGCGGCCUUUGGUUGCCCCUACUCCAGCCCCUGCUCCAGUUCUUCCGGUCGCUCCACCUCUUCCUUUGCGAGAGCCAGUGGCACCGGUAGUGAAGCCAACCGGCCAGCCGAAGUUGUCACUCAAGAUUGGCGGGCUGCUAAAGAACAAGAGUGCAUCGUCUCCACCGACAGCUGUCGACUCUACGCAUGCCAAGUCACGAAGUCAAUCGAUGGUGUUUUCGCCCACUGUUCAUUAUUCGCCAUCCCCUAUUUCUCAGUCCACUAGGCCAUCUCCAGCGCCGCAGCCGCAGCCACAGUCGAAGCCACAGUCUCAGCCGCAAUCGCAAUCGCAGUCUCAGCCGCAGUCGCAGUCGCAGUCAGAGUCACAGUCACAACCGCAGUCGCAGUCUCAGCCAUCACAGCCUGCCGACGCUUCUGUUCCUACAUCAGCUCAGCCAGAUUCUCGAGCCUCGACACCAGAGAUACCAUUGAUGCAGCAACCUAUGAAGAAGGUGUCUACUCCAGCAGCAACACCCAAAGUAGGAACCCCAGCACCAGUACCGGCUACCGCUCCAACUGCAGCUUCAGUACCAGCACCGAAGAUAGUUACCAAAACCCCAGUCCCACCACCAAGAGUCUCGGUACCAGCUCCCAAGUCAGCUUCUGUUCAAUCAAAGCCGGCGAUGGGAUCCGUCAAGAUACCAAAGUCUGUAUCUACACCAACCAUGUCAUCGCCCGUUCCCCUACCCGCCCCCAAACUCAAGAUCAAGACGAAGACUGCCAAUGGGUCAACUGUAACUUCCAGGCCAUCAAGCGCAGCUCCUUCGCCACGCCCCAGCGCCGCACCUUCGCCUCGACCGACUGUCGUCCCGCCACCUCGUCCCACUGCAUCCGUACCCGGACCCGUUGCCCGACCCGUCAUCAAGCAAAAGCGAAGCAAAAUCGUCAAGCUGCGACUCGCACCCCGCCUUCUCUCACGCUUCACAGGCGACACUAAGAAACGCAAGCUUAUCCUCGGCAACGGCGGCAAUGACGACGACCGACCCCUCAAGCGCCAGAGCCUCGAAACGGGUGUGCGCGUGAAUGGCGGCAACGGCACGCCCAAGAGCGGUCUGGUGAGUGUGGAGCGCGGAGGAAGCGAUAGACCGCGUCUCGUUGUCAAGAUGAAGCUUGGAAAAGGCAAAUUGCCUGUUGAGCGGAAAUGGUAA
Bipolaris maydis ATCC 48331 is the source of this 4689-nucleotide messenger RNA. RefSeq lists its product as uncharacterized. Gene Ontology annotation, molecular function: chromatin binding; transcription cis-regulatory region binding; RNA polymerase II general transcription initiation factor activity. Gene Ontology annotation, cellular component: transcription factor TFIID complex. Gene Ontology annotation, biological process: transcription initiation at RNA polymerase II promoter. NCBI's taxonomy places the organism in Eukaryota, Fungi, Ascomycota, Dothideomycetes, Pleosporales, Pleosporaceae. The record is from RefSeq and is a predicted model, not a curated record.